UCCUGGCCGCUUCUAGGAUAAUGUGGCGGAGAAGCGCCAGGGUCCCCGGGAGCCUCUCUGCUCUGGUUCGCUUCGGUGCUCCAAGAGAGGAUGUGGUGGUGGCCUUGCACAGGUACUUGGGAGAGAAGAAGGUGGCUCCCCCUCCCCUCCGCUAAAUUCUUUAGCACCACUCCUGCCUUCUGCACUAAGGAAGAUGACCAAGUCAGCUGCACCAAUACAAAUGUUUCACCAGAUCAGGAGCAGAAAACACAAGUACAAACAAAGAAAAAAUUGCUGCAAUUAAUCCAUGGAAUGAAAAUAGAACUAAGCACAAAGAAGAAGAUUAUGGAGAAUGCCCAGAGCAGAUUGCUGGAAGAUGAUGAAAAAAGCAACCAACAUGUUCCAGAAUUGGAGGCAGCAGCCUCUGCUGUUGCAUCUUCACUCCCUUUCGAUAAACAAAAGACAACUUCUGAACUGUUGCAUUUGGUAAAAAAGCACAAGGAAGAAAUGAAUGCGCAUAGAAUGGCUGACCUAAGCAAGAUUAUGGCAAGCAUGAAAAUUAGAAGAAAGCCUAUUGCACGGAAAGCCUUCAAAGCAUCCAGUGAAAUUGCAUGUGAUGAAGAUGAAGAUGGCAAUAUGGCACAUAUUAAUGAAAUCGGUAGAAUUAAAAGGAAUCUCUAUUCUGAAGAAAGGCUACAGAUUUUCACUCCUAAAUCAGAGGGAGCACAUGAAACAGACUCACUAGCAAUACCAACAAUUUGGGAUCUGGAAUUUGCCAAAACUAUUACAUCCAACUUUUCACAUCCACCACAGAAUGGUUUUGAGGAGAUGAUACAGUGGACAAAUGAGGGAAAACUUUGGGAGUUCCCAAUUAACAAUGAAGUUGGUCUUGAAAUAGAUGGUGAAUUUUAUGAACAUAUAUUUCUGGAUAAGCAUUUGGCAGACUUUCCUAAAGAAGGACCAAUUCGCCACUUCAUGGAACUUGUAACAUGCGGACUUUCCAAAAAUCCCUACUUAAGUGUGAAACAAAAAAUAGAACACAUUCAAUGGUUCCGGGAUUAUUUCAAGGAAAAAGAACAGUUGCUUAAGGAAAUUGAAGCCCAUGAGAAGGAAGCCUUGGUUCAAAUAGAGAAUAUAUCGAAAUGAAAACUCCAAAAGUCAUGUUCUAAUGUAAAUAAUCAUUGAGAGGUUGCACAUCAUAAUCUGGAAAGAACCUGAUUCAGAAAUAUCAAAACUGGCAACAAUGGUUUAAUCUGGUUUGCAACUUGUUGAAUAAAAUGUAUGUUUCUUUGUUUAUUAAUGUUCUUAAAAUAGUGUUUACAAUGUUUUGCUUUAAAAAUAUUGGAGUGAAAUCAGUCUGAAGAUUAAAGAGAAACCAUCAACUGAUGUUCAUUGGUAAUGCUUACUAAUAGUGAGGAUUAAGAUAAACCUUUCUGUAUUUUUAUAGUUUUAUUUCCCCAUUUUCAACAAUGAAAAUAGAAAAUAGAAUUAGAUCCCAGAAUUUAUUCAAUUUGAUUAUUGCUUGAGAUUUAUUCCAGAAAGAAAUACCUUGCAAAAGGAUAUGCUGUUUCUUUCCACAUGGAUCUACAUAUUGCACCAGCUUAUGUUUUCUGUACCUUCAUCCUCAACUUUGUGUGUGUGUGUGUACAUUUAAUUAGAUAAUGCUUAAAUAAGAUUUUAUGCAGACUCACUGAUUGCUUUGGAAUUUGAAGAUAAAUAAUACUAGAUACUGCUUGAAAUACUUAUAUUUUUAAAACAAAUCCCA
Pantherophis guttatus is the source of this 1744-nucleotide messenger RNA. RefSeq names its product mitochondrial ribosomal protein S31 (gene MRPS31). Gene Ontology annotation, molecular function: structural constituent of ribosome. The record is from RefSeq and is a predicted model, not a curated record. NCBI's taxonomy places the organism in Eukaryota, Metazoa, Chordata, Lepidosauria, Squamata, Colubridae. Gene Ontology annotation, cellular component: mitochondrial small ribosomal subunit.